Klebsormidium nitens is the source of this 1316-nucleotide messenger RNA. The record is from the annotation of a GenBank genome assembly. NCBI's taxonomy places the organism in Eukaryota, Viridiplantae, Streptophyta, Klebsormidiophyceae, Klebsormidiales, Klebsormidiaceae.
GUUGUGGCGAGCACAAAGCGGGGCAGGGGAACACCCAGGAACACCUCGUGAGCCGAUCAAGUGUGAUCCUCAACUUCCCCUCAACUUUCUCUAUGUCAAGCUCAAGAAUCUGUUUUACUUCUGUAUUUCAAACAGAUUAGGCUUUCCACAGCAAGGGCGCCAGGAUAGUUUGAAGGCUCUGGCAAGUUUUGAGGGCCAGAGCGGUCACGUAGAACACGCGGGGACGAGAAUGAGCUGAACAAAUAGCCUGUGCGAACGCGUCUAGAAGCUUGCUACUUCUGGAGGGCGGGACUUAUAAAGCACGCUGUGGGAAGAAGUGCGGUCGGAGCUUUUUGUUGACCAAACGUAAUCCCAAGCAAUCCAGCUUUGCCUCUUACUUGCAGUACUUGCGAGGCCUCACAGGCUCAGUAAAGAUCCGGGCGUCCUUGCCCGGUUGGGGCGAUGUCGUAUCUGUUGCCCCACUUGCACUCCGGGUGGGCUGUGGACCAGGCCAUCUUGUCCGAGGAAGCACGUGUGGUGGUGAUUCGCUUCGGCCAUGACUGGGAUGAGACGUGUAUGCAGAUGGACGAGGUGCUGGCAGGGUGCGCGGACCAGCUCAAAAACUUUGCGGUGAUCUACCUGGUGGACAUCAGCGAGGUGCCCGACUUCAACACUAUGUACGAGCUGUACGACCCGUGCACCACCAUGUUCUUCUUCCGCAACAAGCACAUCAUGGUCGACCUUGGCACGGGCAACAACAACAAGAUCAACUGGGCCAUGAAGGACAAGCAGGAGUUUAUUGACAUCGUAGAGACAGUCUACCGAGGGGCGAGAAAAGGGCGGGGCCUGGUCGUGUCGCCCAAAGAUUACUCGACCAAGUACCGGUAUUAGAAAUCGGGGGAGCGCAAUCAACCAACUAACAGCGUGCUAGUGAUCAGAAUCGGAGAUUCGAGAUUAGUUCCUGCAGCUAGCAGAAACUACAAAGCCGCCAUGCUGGAGAUGUGGGAAGGCAUAAAUGUCCAGGCAAAUAGCCGAACGUGCAAGUCUGUAGGCAGGUGACAGAUUCUUUUACGACAUCGACUUUCAAUUACCCCCUGCCAAGGAGUUGAAACUGCAUACCUAGGAUAAAAGCAUGGAACCAGUGCUACAGUCCAUGCAUGCUCUCUACAGAUCUGGACAAUCACGUACACGAGCUUGAGGUAACUCUGCAGAUGGGUCCAUUAAAUUUCAGUCAUGCACUGCAUAGGCAAUUGUUGUUUGGCAUGCGUUGCUGUCCGCGAAAGUUUUGCAUCACCAUGCGAGCUAUGCAGCUCGCAGAUAUCCAAUCGAAGCCUGCA